UCCUAUUCGAUUCAAAGCCAUGAAUCAACACUCUUGUGUCAGUUUGUACCCAUCUACGAAGUCGGAUUCAUUUGAGACAGAGAUGAAAGCGACAUAUAAAAUAAUCUCUGAGAUAAACAGGAUUCAGGCCGUUUAUUCCCCUACACUUAUUAUGCAGCGCUGGAUUCGAGGUCAUUUAAUUAGAAAAAGUCUUGGGCUUUGCAGUACAAAGAAACAGAUAACGUCUGAGAAACCAUCCAUUUCCAUGCCUUUGAGCACAGAAAUUGACCAGGUACAAUCCCAGUCUCAGAAUAUCAUGGAGGAGGACACAGAUGACCACCCUGAACAACCAAAGGAAAAUGAAGAGAUAGAUACAGAGAUCCAAAGACUUCAUGUGAACCUUGAUAAGCUGAUGCAAACUGGCUACCCAGAGGUUAUACAGGAUGCUGCAAGUGUUCAAUCAAAUGACAGUCAGCAAGACAUAAAAGCACCAUGCAACACCCCUCAGUGCAGUCUAAGUCUGAAAUCUGAGGCCCAUCUAAACACGCUUGACCAAGAUAUCAGUGUGACUGUUGAUAUCUGUAAUGAAGAAAUUGAAGAAGGAACCUUUCGUGUUUUGGGACUGAAAGCUUUGGUCCACCAGAGUGAGCCACUGAGUGACAUGUUGUGGUCCCGUAAAGCUGCAGGACAGGACGUACGUGAGGCCAUCAGCCAUUUUCACACUCAGAGACCAGGUCUACAGCCGCAUUCUUCUGCCAUUACUUCAGAGAAGCGUCUGAUUGGUUGUUGCCAUGACAAAAUCAGCCUCACCCCCUUCAAAGUAAUUGAAAGAGUCCAUCAAGCAUUUGAUAAAGCCAGAAUGCAGAGACACCUUGUAGAGAAGGUAACUGAGCGCCAGAUUGACCGUGAAGUAGCCAAGGGUCGUCGAGACAUCUUUAGAGAAGCUCGCAGGACAGAAGUACAUCUGCGGCAGGAGCGGGAAAGGGUGGAUAUGGAGAAAACUCUUACUCUACAGAGAGCCAAGCUGGAGCAGGACAUCCAUCAUGCACGUCAGAAACAUGCCCAGUUUUUGGAAGAGAAGAGGAUGAGGAUCCAGGAGCAAGAGAUGGUUUGCAAUUUCAGCCAACAGCACAACUCUCUAGCGAGGGCCGUGCUUAGAUACCACGCAUGGAAACGUGGUAACCAGCAAUAAAUGCAUGAAUGUUUUUAAUCAAACUCUCGGUUUAACAUGACAUUUACAUAUUGGUUAGUUAGAAGCCUUUGUGUACAGUAGCUUCAAAAGCAGAAUAUACUGCACUAUAGUAUAGAAUAGUAUAAUAUAUUACAGUACUUACCAGAAGAUGUCUGCAAAGAUCAUAUUAUAGACACUGAGAUCUGCUCCUCUUUUCAAAAUCCAAAAUAUUACAUAACAGGAAUCCAAAAAUACUCCCCUAAUACACAACCACCCCCAUCCGUCAGGCACAAGUAUUAAGAAACUAGUAGCCACCAACUUUACAUAACAAAUAAGUCCACAUUAUCUGGGUCAUUAUUAAACUCUUUACAUAAGCACUUAAGAAAGAUUAACUGAAUGGCAUGUUUUAGCAGGAUUCAAAUAACAAUAUUUUUUGCUAUAUUUCUCAACAGUUGUAGUAUAACAGGAGGAUCUUUAAAUGAUCUGUAAAUGCCAAGGCAAGCUUAGCUUGACAUUGAAUAAAGAUGAGCUACACUAAAUUGCUACAUGUAACAGUAUUUAUUUAAAAAGGUCCUGUCCAAUGAAUCAGCAGUGUGAAAAUCAAGGCAUUGUUCUGGCCUGACAUAAAAAGGUAGAGUCUAACAUCCGUCACUAACUAGACUGAAAAUCUAUGCAAACGUGAUUGUGCAUGUCCCAGGAAGUACCACAUAUCGACCUUGCCACCCAUUUGAAGUUUAUUAGUUUUAUUUUGAGUACUUUGAGUCAUUGAGAAUGACAACAGUGCAGUAUACUAGCUUAGUCUUCUGGAAGUGGCAUCUGUAGAGAGUUUUACAUUAUUGCACAUGACCCUAAAUUCUAGCUUAAAAGGUGAAAUAUCUAAAAAAAAAAAAAAGA
Sinocyclocheilus rhinocerous is the source of this 2044-nucleotide messenger RNA. RefSeq lists its product as uncharacterized. The record is from RefSeq and is a predicted model, not a curated record. The transcript has 6 exons. Lineage: Eukaryota; Metazoa; Chordata; Actinopteri; Cypriniformes; Cyprinidae. The coding region runs from base 20 to 1171 and encodes 383 amino acids.